Molecule: messenger RNA, 1487 nt
Organism: Selaginella moellendorffii
Lineage: Eukaryota; Viridiplantae; Streptophyta; Lycopodiopsida; Selaginellales; Selaginellaceae
Exons: 2
Coding region: 52-1410 (452 amino acids)
Source: RefSeq, a predicted model, not a curated record
CAGAGUCGGAGGCGCUUGGACGAUCUCCCGGAUGAGUUGCUACUGCGGAUCAUGUCGUGGCUACUCGCCUCACGUCAUUUGCAUUGCUGUGCUCUGGUAAGCAAGAGGUGGAAGGAUUUGGCAAGGCGCGUCACUCACUUCUGCUUGGAUUUAUUAUGCCCUGCUACCGAGGAAAAGUUCAUUCACUGGUUCCAUCCAGAUCAUGGCAGCAACCUCCACUUCUUAGAAAUCAAACGCCUCUUGUGCGAUGCAGAUAAUAUCAGCUCCACUCACUGGCUACAAGUGAUCGGGAGAACUCUCCACUCGCUCGCCAUUCACGGCAUUCCCAAGCAAACGUUUGAGGGCUUCUGGUCCAGCAUCUCCGCGUGCCAGCAGCUGCGAUGCCUCCACAUCCACGCCAGCAUUAGCACCAAGCUUCCAACCUCGGCUCCGCCGCUGCUACCCAAUCUCCUCUAUUGCACUGUUGCAAGAUGUCGCGCUUCUGGGGUGAGUCGGCUCCUCGAGCACUGCCCCUCACUCGUGUUCUUGCGCGUGAGAACGGUCGUCGCGACGCGGCCUCGGACAUACCUUCUCAAGAGCCACAGUCUCGACUGCCUGCAGAUCUCCACUUGCGGUGGCAGCGCUGCUGCCAUCUUUUCUCUCGCCAUCGACAUGCCCAAGCUCCGGUGGCUCUUGGUCAGCGCCGUGCCGUGCGUGGAACUCCAGAGCGCUACAUGCAACGUCGAGUGGGUGCUCUUGGAUGGAGGUGUGCGCCACCGGGGGCUGUGCCACUCGUCACGCAAGCUCAAGUCGCUCACCAUCUCUCCGUCCUUCCGCAGCCCCGAGAAUGUUAUGCAGCGUCUCGCGCCAUUCCCAUCGAGAGUGGAAGGCAUCAAGGAACUGAGCCUGAGCCUGCUCGUCACGAGCGCUAACGAGUUUCAUCCUCGCUGCAUCAACCUCGCAGUCUUUUUGGAGAGGUUCCAGGGCCUCGAAGUUUUACGAGUCGCUCAUAGAACAAUCAAGGUACUGGGCCUGGAGUAUUGGAGGUGGAGGCACACGCCAUUAGUUGUCCACAUCGAGUCGAUUUACGCUAGCAGUGGUGUCACCUGGGAGAGCGACGAGAUAGAUUUUCUGUGGAAGCUCAUGAGAACCAACGAUUGCGUGACGAUGCUCGAGCUGGAAGGCUUCGUUUUCAAGGGCGAGCCCGCUGGUUUUCGGCCGCAACUCCCAGCCGCGUUUGGGGAGCUCUUGCAAGCUUUUCCGGGGCGUGUCAAGCUUCAUCCCGUUCGGUUUGGACUGGCGAAGAAGUGUGACAUGUUGUGGCGCUCCUGGGAAACCAGAGUUAGAUCCGAGGCUCCCUACAAGAUCACGGAGCACUGGUGCAAAGAGAUGCACCUCCAUGACACUCCCUGCGCUUGGGACUGGCAGUAGUGAGUAGUCUCAGGUUUGUUUCGGGAAAAAAAUGGAGAUGCUCGAGCUUUGGCUCGCCAGACAGUUCUCGAUAAGUA